AUAUAUAUAUAUAGGGCUGAAAAAGAAGGGGAGGGGGCCAAAGGCAAAGGAAGUCCGCAUCUCUGUCUCUGCAUCUCCUGCACCGAGACCGGAGAGGAUCAUGCAACACCUUCAACCGUGGAGAGCUCUGCUCCUCUUCACCGUGCUGUGGCAGCCCGGCAGCUCAGACAAAUACGGUUGUCUGUUUGAGGCAACACUGUGCUCAAGGGAUGAGUUUUGCUCCCACGAUGGGCUGUUUGGUCAGUGCCAUACCUCGAAGCAGAACCAGGUGCGGUAUCAGGUGACAGUUCCUGUUCUGAAAAGGAUGCAGGAAGUCCUUAAACAGCUAAUGCUACAAGGGCUGUCGUGGCAGGAUGACUUCACCCAGGCCAUUUUAGCAAAGGAGCUGAAGAGAGUCCCCCACACCACCGUCUCCUCUAAGACUAACUCCCCGUCUUCCACUCCCCAUUCAUCCCAUUCUAAACAGCAGGUCCCCAGUUACCACAGCUCAAAGUCGGGGUCUGCCUCUCCGGGGGGCAACUAUUUGGACUACAUGAUCGUUGAGCCUCCUCAGUCACAGAUGCUCAUGCAGACGGCCUCCAUGGACCCAUAUGCGUACCCCCAGCACAGGUUCCCAGAUGAAGAGAGAUCUCUGAUAGGCAUCGGAGGAAACUACGGCCGCCCCUACUCCAGGUCCCAGGCCAAUCAGAGGGAACGAGAGCGUGACAGACAGCUGCUACAGGAAGCCUUGUCCAAGUACCUGACAUCUGCACAGCCCUUGUAUCGCCACAGAGGACCGGCCUCCAUGGUUCCUGCAGAUCUGCCGUAUUAUGAGGACAUGGUGCUGGAGGUUCCAGUGGACUAUGUAAAGGACUAUACCCUAGAGGAGAGACUUGGUACUGCAGGCAGACAGCAAAUGCCGCAAAACAAGAAAGUUGUUCAGGACUACAGCUCACUGUCUAAUAACAACGAUGAUUUACUCCAGAGGAUGUCAGGAGUCCUGCAGAGAUAUGGAGUGGACCCCAGAGCCCUCAGUCAGGAGCAGCUCUACAAGCUGGCCCUGACGUUGCAGCUGCCGCAGACCCAAGACAAGAUAGAUCCAAUGGAGAAAGACCUCCUCAUCCUCAAAGAGAUGCAACUGCUGAAAACAGAUGGAGGGUCAAAUAAACCACAGAGGCCGGCGUCUGUGCCUCCUGCUGCCUCACCCCCACCCUCCCCUGAUGCAGUCCGAGCAACACCCCCGGUUAAAGGCACCAGCACUCCACCCUCUGCCCCCCAGACUCCUCAGGCUGCUCCUGCAGAAGCUGGAGUAGUCUUGAAGGAGCAUGAGCCGCCGUUGGUGGAGGGUACAGGAUCCAAGGAGGAGUACGGUUACAUUUUCACCAAUGACAGUUCCCUGACUCUCAUCGAUGGAGUGAAGCUGUUGGAACUGCUGGCUGAUAAGAUUCACCUGACAACCCGCAGCUUCAUCAACAUCAGUGUUGUGGGCCCUGCACUUACAUUCCGCAUGCGCCAGAAUGAAAACAAUAUGACGGCUGCAGACAUGGCUGCUAAAGCUGCAUCUGAGAAAAACUUCCUGGAGGCUCAGACAGGCAUGAAGAUUUUACAGACUGGCGUGGGAGAGAGGAUAGAUGCACGGGGUCUCCCUCAAGUGACCAAAGUGUCCCAGGGCUCCAGUGGGACAGUCAUCACUCUAAUUUGCAUGGCCGUUGUGGGUGGUGUUCUGGUGUUGGUCAUGGCUGUGGUGUGUAUGAAACACUACACACAGCAGGUGGCAAAUGAGAAACUUGGGCUGGGGCCAGAGGGAGGGACUGAAACCCACUUUGACUACCAGGAGCUGUGUCGGCAGCACAUGGCGUCCAAAACCUCCCUGUGCCGUCAGGACUGUGUGGGUGGAGGCAGCGGCACCAUAGCGGGCACUGCCAUAGGUGCUGGGGGUCGACGUGGGACGGACACGUCACGUGUCAGCAGCGUUUCUUCACAAUUUAGUGACGGCCCCCAACAUAGCCCAUCCUCAACCCACAGCUCUACUCCAUCCUGGAGUGAAGAGCCCGCCCAGUCCAAUAUGGACAUUUCUACUGGUCACAUGAUACUGGCCUAUAUGGAAGACCACCUGCGUAACAAGGAUCGCCUUCAGAAGGAGUGGGAGGCGUUGUGCUCCUACCAGGCUGAACCCAGCUCAAUCACUGUGGCUCAAGACCCAGUCAACAUGGACAAAAACAGACACGCCGAGUGUCUCCCCUAUGAUCACUCUCGGGUGAAGCUAAAGACUGAGGCCAAUCCAAAUAAACACGACUACGUCAACGCCAGCAGCAUUUUUGAUCAUGACCCACGCCAACCAGCCUAUAUUGCCACACAAGGGCCUCUGCCUCACACGGUCACUGAUUUCUGGCAGAUGGUGUGGGAAAACGGCUGCACAGUGAUCGUGAUGAUGUCAGCGCUGGUGGAAGAUGGAGAGAAGCAGUGUGAGCGAUACUGGCCUGAUGAAGGAUCAUCACUCUACCACAUCUAUGAGGUGAACCUGGUGUCUGAACACAUCUGGUGCAAAGAUUUCCUGGUUCGCAGCUUCUACCUAAAGAACGUCCAGACACAGGAGACCAGGACUGUGACACAGUUUCACCUGCUGAGCUGGCCGGCUGACGGCAUCCCCACCUCCACACGACCAUUGCUCGACUUCCGCAGAAAGGUGAAUAAAUGCUACAGAGGUCGUUCCUGCCCGAUCAUCGUUCACUGCAGUGACGGCACUGGCAGGACUGGUACCUAUAUCCUCAUUGAUAUGGGGCUGAACCGCAUGGCCAAAGGAGUGAAGGAGAUUGACAUUGCAGCCACGCUGGAGCACAUUAGAGACCAGAGACCUGGUCUGGUUCACACCAAGGACCAGUUUGAGUUUGCUCUAACAGCAGUGGCUGAGGAAGUGAACGCCAUCUUAAAAGCGCUGCCACAGUGAAGUGUAGCAGCUGAAGACACACUGAGGACAGACAAGAAGAGGACACAGUGCACAUGGACACACUGUCAAAACCCAGUCAUUUAUGUUUGACCAUCACUGUAAAUAAGAACUUGCUGUCUCCACACUUGCCUUUUUAAGCAUGCAGGAUUUUAACAUCGCCUCAAUGUCUGGGUUUUGGAACAUUUUGAAGCAUUUCGUGGAAGAUGAAUUAAAUUACAUGUAAAUAUCAGGGAGUGGGUUUUGCAUAAUAACAGCACAAACUUGGUAUGUUCUUCUCUUAAAAAAAGAAAAAAAGAUAAUAGACCACAACAAGGCUGUUUUCUCAAAGAGGGAGAAUGUG
This is a messenger RNA of Cynoglossus semilaevis (tongue sole), 3266 nucleotides long. It is a transcript of the gene ptprna, whose product is annotated as protein tyrosine phosphatase receptor type Na. The coding region runs from base 101 to 2926 and encodes 941 amino acids. Gene Ontology annotation, molecular function: protein tyrosine phosphatase activity. The transcript is spliced from 24 exons. The record is from RefSeq and is a predicted model, not a curated record. Gene Ontology annotation, cellular component: secretory granule; synapse. Gene Ontology annotation, biological process: protein dephosphorylation; regulation of secretion; insulin secretion involved in cellular response to glucose stimulus. Lineage: Eukaryota; Metazoa; Chordata; Actinopteri; Pleuronectiformes; Cynoglossidae.